AUGACAAGCAUACAUGGACCAAGCAUACAUGAGUUUACAAUAAAUAAUAUUUUAAAUGUCUCGACAGAAUUAUAUUGUCCACCAUUUGCCACUUCUUCAGAGAUGUUUUGGCAAUUAAGAUUUGUUUCGGAAUCAACAAAGCAUCCACAAUAUUGUGAAUUAUUUUUAUUUGCGAUACCGAAUGAACAUGAAAGGAAAGGACAAGUUGUUUGGGAAAGACGUAAUUCUUGUGCAGCGUAUAUUUACAUAAAACAUCCUACUCAGGGUUAUAUUGCCAAGAAGGCUAUCGAGAAAUCAUUUUCGUGUGCAGAGCAAAGUUGGGGAUCACGGAAAUUUUGUAAGAGAUCAUUACUCUCAUCAAAUAUUAUCAUUGGCGUGGAAUUCGAUAAAUGUCAAACAUCAGCACACAAACAAAAAUCACCGUUUCCGCCGGAGCCAACAUCAAAAGACUUGGUGAAAGCUUGGCAUCGACAACUGAACAAUCCGCAGAUGGCCGAUUUAAAGUUGGUCGUUCAGGGACAGGCGAUUUACGCAAGUAGUUGUAUAUUAUCCGCUCGUUCUGAAUAUUUUUGUCAAAUGUUAAAAGGAAGUUGGAUGGAAGCUGUCCAAUCGGAGGAAUUACGUUCAAUCUGUUAUCUAAAAAUCAUGGACGAACUAACGGUAGAUGAUGCUGCGGAAAUAUUAUUCUCUUCCGGCUGGAAAUGGGACGAUCUAAAAGCAGACUUAAUGAAAUUCGUCGUAAAAAAUUUUACAAAAGUACGGGAAACACCCGGAUUCUAUCAAAUAAUGCAAAAUUCAACUCUCUAUCCAAAUUUCGCAGAAAUACUGGGGGAGAUUCAUAGUUCACUUAUACCUUCAAGUCAAUAA
Molecule: messenger RNA, 867 nt
Organism: Ambispora gerdemannii
Lineage: Eukaryota; Fungi; Glomeromycota; Glomeromycetes; Archaeosporales; Ambisporaceae
Source: the annotation of a GenBank genome assembly